AUUGAACAAAAUGGAGAUUAUGUAAAAAUAAAUUUACUUCUUUUUCUUCUUUAAUUUAGUUUUUUUAUUUCAAAAAAAAAUGACCGAUGCUAUUGCUCCUCACAGUGCUCCCAUCGCAGCGUAUAUGAGCGUUCAUCAAGCUACCAAUCUUGCCUAUGUCAGAUACUUUGCGAAAAUUGACAAUGCAACCACUGCUACUUUUAAAAGCCUCGACUCCAAAACUUUCACUUUAGACUACACGUUGCCUAAUGAUACAACAGUCCAUACUGUUUCUAUCCCCUUUAAAGCACCAUUACAAAAGAGAGAAGACAUUCGUCCCGUUUUAGAGGCAAUGGCAAAAGAGGCAGAAGAAUCCUUGGGAUUGCCUAGCUCACUAUCCGGUCCUCCUCCUUUUGCAGCAAUUGCCAAAGCAAUCGUGGCCUCUGCCACUGACGUCUAUACACCUCCUCAACCCCAAGUGCCUUUAGAUACCUUUUAUUCGCCACCAACUCCGGUCAUGUGCUUAAUGGGUCUCGCUUUCGGAAUGAUAGGCGUAUUCACUUAUGCGUCAGAUGCUUAUUUGCAGCGUCAGUUUCCAGCUCAGGUGCUAGGAUUACGUAAUACAUUUGGUCCUAAAUUAGUACGAAAGAUUACCAAAGGUGUCGUAGCAGUGCAUUUAGCUGAGAGUCUUUAUACUUUGACAGUCUGUUUACACAGAGGAUGGUACGGACCUGUUAAUACAUUAAAGUGGGCUGCAAGCACCUUUUUGUUUGGUGUAGCUUCUAUUCAACAAUUAAAUAGACAUGCAAGGCAUGUCGUUGGUUUAAACAAAAAGUCUGAAUAAAAAUAUUUAAACUGUG
Messenger RNA from Mucor mucedo, 839 nucleotides. RefSeq lists its product as uncharacterized. The transcript is spliced from 3 exons. The coding region runs from base 80 to 823 and encodes 247 amino acids. NCBI's taxonomy places the organism in Eukaryota, Fungi, Mucoromycota, Mucoromycetes, Mucorales, Mucoraceae. The record is from RefSeq and is a predicted model, not a curated record.